AUGAAUAAGCACAAACGAAAAGUUGGAGGUUAUGUUCAUCCGCGUUGUCAGCAGAAUGAAGAAUUACGUUGCGUAAACAGUUGUCCUCCCGAAAAAACAUGCAAAAAUCGUGAUAUUCAAUUCUCCUGUUUGGCAGUUUACGAACCUUGUCAGUUUAAGUGCGUUUGUAAAGAAGGAUAUUUCAGAAACUCUUUGGGGACUUGCAUAACUAAAGCUCAAUGUGAUCAAUGUUCUGGCAAGAAUGAAUUUUUCGCUUGCGACUCAGCUUGCGACAAUGAAUGCUCCAGUUUGCACAAACAAAACAGGACGAACUGCCCAAUAAAGAAUAUAAUUUGUAAUCAACGUUGCUAUUGUGAAAAUGGCUACGCUAGAGAUCAGAAAGGACAUUGUAUACCAGUGGAAAAAUGCCCUCCUGCAAAAACGUGUAAGGGCCCGAAUGAAGAAUACACAGAUUGCAAGAGAACCUGUCCGCCUGAAACUUGUUUGUCUCUGGUUGCAAAGUUUAAAUGUGAUUCUAAUGAAAUAUGCAAACCUGGAUGUGCCUGCAAGUCCGGUUUUCUGAGAAAGAAUGCCGAUUCGCAUUGUGUGCCCAUCUGCGAAUGUAAUGAAAUGAAAAACUCACCUGAUUGUUGUAAAAAUAAUUAG
Arctia plantaginis is the source of this 645-nucleotide messenger RNA. The record is from the annotation of a GenBank genome assembly. Lineage: Eukaryota; Metazoa; Arthropoda; Insecta; Lepidoptera; Erebidae.